AUGUCCAAGAACCCUACCGCCCUCUACCUCGGUAUCGCCGCCCUCGGCGCCGGAGGGUACUAUAUGUAUCGCGCCGGAGGUGAUCCCAAGGCUGCGAAGGAGGAGAUGAGGCACGACGCCACCCGCGCGCGCCUCAAUGCCCCGACAGGCGAUCAAGCCGAGAAGGCAGGUGAAAAGGCGGCCUUUGAGACGAGGUUGAAUGUUGAUGAGGCGAUCGACACAUCCCGCCACGAAGCAAAAAACAACCUCAACCGAUUGGAAAAGAUCACUCGCGACACAACAGCCGAGUUGAAAUCCGGGGCGGAGAAAAUCGAGGGAAAAGUGGAGGAGAAGGCGGCCGAGGCGAAGGGGUCGAUUUCGGGGUGGUGGGGGAAGAAAUAA
Molecule: messenger RNA, 381 nt
Organism: Aspergillus ibericus CBS 121593
Lineage: Eukaryota; Fungi; Ascomycota; Eurotiomycetes; Eurotiales; Aspergillaceae
Exons: 3
Coding region: 1-381 (126 amino acids)
Source: RefSeq, a predicted model, not a curated record